Molecule: messenger RNA, 1669 nt
Organism: Branchiostoma floridae (Florida lancelet)
Lineage: Eukaryota; Metazoa; Chordata; Leptocardii; Amphioxiformes; Branchiostomatidae
Exons: 8
Coding region: 121-1137 (338 amino acids)
Source: RefSeq, a predicted model, not a curated record
GAGGAAGAAAGUGCUACCGGUAGUGUUGAGGAAGAAGUGGCUGGUCAGGUCCACAGUAGUCCUGUGGACAAUGCUGUAAAAACCGGGCCUCUAGUGGACUUUUACAGCAUUGUCCACAGGAUGCGGGAGAUCCAUCCGGAUCUCCACACAGUGAAGAGGCCUGACCAGCCUCUUCGAAGAAGACUCAAGACAUGGUGCACUCAAAUCGAAGACAUUGUCGGCAAGCCGAAAAAACAUGUAUCCGACAACUUGUGUGUUCACAAAACCGUCUCGACGAUGUCGAAACGUUGUUUCGAAGAAGCACAAGCCAUUAUGGUCAAGUGGAACAACAAGACACUCCGAGACCAGUGUUCCACUGACCUAACUCAGUACGUUUUCCAAGGUCUUCAAGGAUUUGAAGAAGCCAUCAUGUUCGAACUGCUGUCAGGCUUCAAUCAUGAGUCCUCCUUCUACGAAUUCAAAAGGAGGUGUGAGGAGGUUAGGCACAAUAAGAGGGACCAGACUGAGAACAUACAGAAGCCUGCAGAGGGACAUGCUGCCAAUGUCCUUGAUGAUGCCAAGGAACUGGAAGCUGCCCUGGCAGCAAAAGAGGAAGAGAUCAAGAAUCUUAUAAGAGAACAUGAGAAAGAGAAAGGGGAUCAUCAGCAUGCCAUGGCAGAAAAGGAAAAACAGAUGCAGGAGCUGAUGAAGAAACAUGCUGAAGCGAUGGCUAGUCACAGGGAAAAUCAAACCAUGGAUUCUCAGAAGGAUGAAUCCAGGGUUCAUGAGCUGGAAAAGCAGGUAGCCUUGCUUCAGAGACAAAAGGAACAACUGAAGAAAAAUGCAAGUGAUCUUCAGGAGAGAAACACAGAACUGGAGAAGAAGCUGAGCCUCCUUCAAGCAGAGCGAAGCAAGGCUGAGACAAAUCUUAAAGAUUCUCAGAAGGAUGAAUCCAGGGUUCAUGAGCUGGAAAAGCAGGUAGCCUUGCUUCAGGGACAAAAGGAACAACUGAAGAAAAAUGCAAGUGAUCUUCAGGAGAGAAACACAGAACUGGAGAAGAAGCUGAGCCUCCCUCAAGCAGAGCGAAGCAAGGCUGAGACAAAUCUUAAAGUAAGUAACAGUUCUUUUAUACAAUUUAUUACAACACGCAAGACAUGAUUCACAAAAAUGAUGACAAGCUACGCAACUUUGUUACUCCUUUUGUGUCUUACUUUUGACGGAUUAAUUCGGUGGCCUGUACUCCAGGACUGAGGUUCACUGCUGCCACAUUAGUUCACUAAUCUGAAAGACCCUUUCUCAUUGGCUGUGCCCGAGUAGACCAAUCAGACUGUCGCUUAUGAUGAAUGUAGCGUGCCUAUUGGCUGCGCCGUAGUAAUCCAAUUAGCGUCCAUGCACUGGUCCCACACAUGGGCAACGUCCGCUCAUUCAUUUACCAUAUAUGGUGAAACGCUCUAAGGCAGGAGGCCCUUAAAAGCAGAUGUAGAUCCCCCCCCAAAAAAAUUUGGACUGUAAAUCAUUUUGAGAGAUCCAAGAGAAUGGCCAAAAAUGAUAAUUGGCUCUUUUCAGUAAAUACCCCCCCACACUAUCAUGCCAAAUGUUGGGUCUUUUGAACUUACUACCAGGGCACGGGAGGCAAAAAUACAGUUUAGGUCAGAAAAUUGCUUGAAAACGUAUAAAUAAAAUCAUUUUG